GAGGCGCCCGUCGUCUUCGCCGGUACAACCAUAACGCCGCCCGCUUUAAAACGACCGAGACGGGACACGGUGGAUUCAUCGCCGCCACCCGCUCGUACCGCAGCCCCCGGCAACCCCGGACCGUCCGGCAAACUCGCCUGCAUCAUGGACGCGCCGCUAUCGCAGAGCAUGGACUCCGUCAACACGGUGGCCACCGGCGAAGAUGAGGUGCGCACCUUGUUCGUGAGCGGCUUGCCGAUGGACACCAAGCCGAGGGAACUCUAUCUGCUCUUCAGAGCGUACGAGGGGUACGAGGGGUCGCUGUUAAAAGUCACGAGUAAAAAUGGGAAAACAGCAUCGCCGGUGGGAUUCGUGACUUUUCACACGAGGGCAGGCGCGGAGGCGGCAAAGCAGGAUCUGCAGCAGGGGGUUAGAUUCGAUCCUGAUAUGCCACAAACCAUACGUUUGGAAUUUGCAAAAAGUAACACAAAGGUUAGCAAACCCAAGCAACCAGCCGCUGCAGCAGCCACCUCGCACCCCGCUCUGAUGCACCCUUUAACGGGACACCUAGGGAGUCCAUUCUUCCCCGGUGGUCCUGAAUUGUGGCAUCAUCCAUUGGCGUACUCUACAGCCGGCGAAUUACCGGGCACGCUGCAACAUGCGACGUUGGUGCACCCGGCAUUACAUCCUCAGGUCCCCGCGCCUAUGUCCCUGCCGCAUCCUACGACGUUGACGUCGAUACACGCGUCGCUGCCUCAUUUUCUACCGUCGCCAACACUGGCGUCACCGGUCGGAUCACCCUCGUCGCAGCCGAACAUAGCCGUCAGCAAUGCGCAAUGCUCCACCCUCUUCGUGGCGAACCUGGGCCAGUUCGUGUCCGAGCAUGAGUUAAAGGACAUCUUCAGCAGUUUUCCUGGUUUCUCCCGGCUUCGUAUGCACACGAAGGGAGGGUCGCCAGUGGCCUUUGUCGAAUACCAAGACGUUCGCUACGCGGCCCAGGCGAUGGCCACUCUCCAAGGAUCCUUUCUCCUCUCCUCCGACCGGGGAGCGAUACGAAUCGAAUAUGCAAAGUCAAAAAUGGCCGAGGUGGGCUUUACAAAUCUCUGGAUCGAAGGAUCAAAGAGGCAAGAAAACGGCCAACCUUAAGAUUGAUAUCAACGGCAUGUAAAGAGGCAGAAUAUCGGACGGCCCGAGGUAGAGAACGCGCUCUUGCAGGAAAACAAGAUAUGAAGAAGAACCAUACAAGAAGUUGCACACUGAGGAGCGGUCAAGAAUUCAUCGGCGAGAGAUUGCGAAGAGCGAAACGUAGAACGCGGGAGCAGUAGACACACAUACACGUACACACGAACAUAUAUGAGAAAGGAAAGAAAAGGAGAUACGCAAAAAUUGCGAAUACGAGUGAAAGAGCAAUAUUUCGAUCGCUUUUCCGCUCGAAAGAGACACAGCGAAUAUACAUCGGUAGGCAAAUUCUUGUAAAUUCUUCGACAUUGCAGAGAGAGGCGUGUUGGUUCGCGCGACUCUAGCGGGGGGCCCAAUAUAAUCACAUAAUAUUCCUAGGUAUAUAUAUUUUUUAACGAACAUAACUUAUCAAUUCGCGUACCUAUCUUUAUCUACUAUUUAUUUUCACCGUGUCUUUGAUCGCGAUCGACGACGACGAAGCGAAAGAAAGAAACGCGGGGUGAUACCGAUGGGGUAGGAAGAGCGUUGAAGAGGAGGAAGCGGAAGAACGAGCAAGCAAAGCGAGGAAGCGGAUUUCAUUUCUUGUAUCGUCUAUACAUAUGUAAGAAUGGCACUCUUCGCAGUCACACGUUACAUCGUGAUAUUUGUUUACAUGUACACAUACAUUCACAUAUAAAAAAGAACGAGCACAUUUAUACGACAGUCGCGGAAAUUUUUUUAGAUAUACCAUGCCACCUUGGGAUGCAUCCGCGACGUAGAAAUUGCAUUUAACGAUCAUCUAUUGGACAUUUUGGAAAAAUUCAUUAAAUAAGUUAUUACAUCGAGCUUUUCAAAUUAUUCGUAUCGUUGACAGAGUAAUAUCGUAAGAAUCGAGUUUCAUAAAAAUUAAGCUCAUUGAUGCGUGAUUAAAGCAGUUUGAUAGGCACGAUGCGAAUCCUGGCGGCAGUUCCAACGCGAAAUUGCGUAUUCCACACUGAAACGAAAUAAGCGAAAUAAGGCGAAGAUGAGUACAUCAAGCUUAAUACCAAAGGUGCCCUAAGAAGCGUGUAUUUAUGUUUUAUCAUCGGCGCGUCGCGCGAAGCACGAGCGCGUGUACAUUUAACUAUUGUAUCUUGUUAAGGAGAGUCUAGUGUCCUAGGUGAGGAUGAAGACGAAGCGAAUGAAAGAGAAAAAGAGAGAGAGAGAGAGAGAGAGAGAG
This is a messenger RNA of Pogonomyrmex barbatus (red harvester ant), 2356 nucleotides long. Its product is annotated as protein couch potato. Gene Ontology annotation, molecular function: RNA binding. Lineage: Eukaryota; Metazoa; Arthropoda; Insecta; Hymenoptera; Formicidae. The record is from RefSeq and is a predicted model, not a curated record.